UUUUACUAUUUCACUUACAUAUUUUUUUUAAAUUUAACAAAUAUGUUAUGCAAAUAAUAAGAUAACAAAUAUUAAGAUAAACUUUGCGAAAUUUGGCGAUAAAAUUUGUUUGUGUGCGAGAAUGUAUACAUCACAUAAUUAAGAAAUAAAUUAAUACUGUGGUUGGAAAGACAACCAUUAAAAAAUCUCUAUGGCAAAUCAUGAGGAAAAUAGAGCUGAAAGAUGGCAUGUCUCGCAGUCAAUAAAGCUAUUGCGCCUCUAUGGAGCACAUCGUUGUCUUUGGAAUAUUCAUGAUAUUGACUAUCGCAACAAAAAAUUGCGUUCUGCCGCUUGGACAGAUAUUGCUGCUGCUAUGGGAAAUAAUAUGACGAAGCCGGUCGCCCUUCAAAAGGUAAACAUAUUACGUGCGACUUAUCGUUAUGAAAAAAAACGUAUAAAGCAUCGGAUACGAAAAGGCAUUGGAGCCAAAACGAAAUUGAAAUGGUUUGCUCUGGCUGAUACAUUUCUGAGAAAGUUACCAAAAUGUAAUAGGAAUGCUAAAAUCAAACAAAAUGACUCGGACACAGAUUUAGAAGACGCAAUGAUAAUAACCAUUGAUCCAGAAGCUUUUAUACCAGAAGUCGAAGUUACUACGGAAGAUAAUGAAAAUUGCGGUUUUGAUUUUCAAGGUUCAGCAGUGAGUUAUACUGAAGAGUUUUCAGAUGAUGCUAGUACUCAAAUCAAAGAUGAAAUAAAUUGCGAAAAUUCUAAUUAUAAAAAUGAGCAAAGAAUGAAAUCAAUGGAUUGUGACUUGAAGAAAUGUGAAACUAGAAAGUGGACAUCUGUAGAAUCCAUGCAGUUUGUAACACUUUUACUAGACUUUCAGAAUUUAUUAAAAAGUGACAGUAACAUCGAAUCGAGUGAAAGUUUAAAAUAUAUUGAAAAAAUAUCAGAUGUUAUGAAUAUAUCUAUAAAACGUAUAAAAGCUCGUUUACAAAUAUUAAAAAAUACCAUCCAAAUUGAACAAAAAAAGAUGGUGGGAAAUGUGACAUACAGACCAGAUUAUAUUUGGUGGCCCGUUAUAGAAAAAUGCUUGUCAAACUUAAAUUCAGACAAAUCAAAUUCACAUAUAAUGCCACCACAAUUCGUGGAAGUAUCUAAGAUACCAUGUAGCAACAAAAUAAUUUGUAACGAUAAAGGAAUAGAAGUACCAGUGACAUAUACAUCCGUUGAAAAAGAUGAAGAACCAGACAUCCAAAAAAGCAUCAACAAUUUUAUCACCUUGGAUCAAUGUAAUAUAGAGAUUGAUCAAGUGGACGAUUCAAAUGUUCUUAACAACAGAAACCCAGCUGAAGAGCAGAAUCUUUUCAAUUGCACAGAAAAGAACUCAACAAAACUUAUUUAUAGUGGACUUCAAGAUGAUUUACUUGAAGGAAAAUGGUCAUUAAAGCAUUCUGUAAAAUUUUUAAGACUCUAUGGAGCGCAUCCUAUACUUUGGAAUUUAAGUCAUCCUGAUUAUCGUGUACGUGAACUGCGUAACGCUGCUAUGGAAGAUAUUGCGGCUGCUAUGGGCUAUGGAUUGACUGCACAAUACGUGGCAAAGAAAAUAAAAAUUUUUCGUAUUACAUAUAUGCAACAUCGUAAGCGUAUGUUAGAGGAUGUGAAAAAAGGCAAAGGAACUGAUUUACAAUUACGCUGGUUUCCUUUAGCUGACAGCUUUCUGCGAACACAUAUUGGCUUACGUUCUAUUAAAGAUCAGGAUGUUGAAGCGCCUCAAUUUGAUUUUGAUUAUGUCUAUACAAAUUUAAAUUUAAUAGAUCCUGAGCUUUUGAGCGAUAUCAAUUGCAAUAAUAUUUAAUAAAAAUGUGUAGUAACAGUAUUUAUAAUUAUUAUUUCUACUAGUUAUAACUAGGGGACAAUUAUUCACACUGAAGAAGUGUACUUAUUAUUUAGUUGUAU
Teleopsis dalmanni is the source of this 1938-nucleotide messenger RNA. RefSeq lists its product as uncharacterized. The transcript is spliced from 4 exons. NCBI's taxonomy places the organism in Eukaryota, Metazoa, Arthropoda, Insecta, Diptera, Diopsidae. The record is from RefSeq and is a predicted model, not a curated record. The coding region runs from base 191 to 1837 and encodes 548 amino acids.